UCAGAUAUGCAAAAAGAUGGCUGCGCCCUUUCGUCAUGUUCGUGUGCGUCUGUUUGUAACGACCUGACGACACGACGUAGACUGACGAAGUGCUAUCUUGAGUGAAUUUGUUUUGUUUAUCACUGCAGUUUAAUCAAGUCUUUUAAAGUCAUGGUCUGUGAAAAGUGUGAGAAGAAACUUGGAAAAGUUAUAACUCCUGACCCAUGGAAAUCUGGAGCCAGGAACACAACUGAGAGUGGUGGGCGGAAGGUUGGAGAAAACAAGCUACUUACUGGCAAGAAAGCAAGAUAUAAUCCUUACACCACACAGUUUAACAAGUGUCGGAUAUGUAAGCAGUCUGUGCACCAAGUCGGCUCACACUACUGCCAGGGAUGUGCUUAUAAAAUAGGAAUCUGUGCAAUGUGCGGCAAGAAAAUCCUGGACACAAAGAAGUACAAGCAGACAUCAGUAUAGCUAGUGCAUCGGAAAUGCUCUUUUGACGUUAUUUUAACUUCAGGGCUACCCCUCAAGUAUUGCCCACUUUGUACAGUGAACAGAACCUUUUUUGAGCAGUGUUAGUCCCCACUGCAGCAGAACACUGCGAGAGGCUCUGGGAUUUGCACAAAUCAGAGCAUGCGAUGCAUCAGCCUUAUCUGUUGUUCCAUCAUUAUGGACAGAUCUGAUGGCUUUUUCUCCAUUCACUGCGAAGCACUGAAAAUAGGUGGUGCCCAUUGACUGUAAAAAGGUACUGUAAAGUCUGAGGUGCUUCUUCUAUUUAUAGAUGCAUCAAACAUAUCAAAGUUGUGACUAUGUAUCAAGAAAAAUCAAACUUUUUGCAAAUUCUGAUGCGUAUGCUGAAAAAGGAGCAAUUUAUAGUCACCUGAUAAAUGCGAAUGUUGACAGAGUACCUGAAAAUCAACAAAAAAAGGCAUUAUGCGAUUGUAGUGGCUACCAGACCUCAAGGUGUCUCCUAAUUGUCCAUGUCUUUUUGAUUAUGUUAGCCCUUGUGUGACGUGACCAGUGUACACGAAGUUGAGACAUCACAAGACCAAUCAACAGAAUGCUUUUGUUGCAGUUCGUUUGAAUAGCUUGUGACUUGAAUUCAGACUGGAGGUCUUCUGUUGGUCUAUGUGAAGGUCUUAAGCGGUCUCGACUACAACACUGGGUCACAUGACAGCCUUGCAGAAAUGCUAGCACAAGGGUUAAGAGUCACAUUUGUCAUUUUUGGGGUGUAUGUUGUAUGUUUUGGGGAUGUAUAUUCAGUAAAAAAAUUGUCAAAUUUGUGGCUUGACAAAACUGAUGCUCAACUGUAACUAUGAAAUGUUAAAAGAGUUGGGUCCAGCCAUGUUUGAGGGCCAGUUCUCUUUCUUUGAACUUGGCUCAACAAUAUCUGCACAGGCCCAAAGGAUUUCAGAAUUUCAAACAGAGGGAACAAAUUUUUUGUCAGGAUUUCUUUCAGGAUGUUACUGGUUACGGGGCCACAGAGGCAACAGUUUUCUGUUUUUGCAUACCCAUGUGUGUACUGAAAUGGUGUAAAGACAUGUUUGACAUUGUAUCUUGCUGAAGUGCUGUUCCUGAAAAGCGACUGAUAGCUUGACCCAGACCACGAUGUACCUGUUCCAAGAGCUUACUGUGUAAUAACUUCUGUACAAAACAAAUUAUUUCUGAGACCUGCAUGCAGGGCGGUUUUCUUCAAGGGCUAAAUUCAAAAUGACAGUAGACCGAUUGCGUCCGGUAAGUCACAUGACCUAUAGUUGGUAUCAAAUAUCCAACAAGCCGAUGGUCGGUACUGAACUCGAACUAAAGUGCCAAGUACUAUAGCAAAAAUCGGCUUUCUUUUUACGAAGCAACACGUAGAGCACACUUUGCUAUGGGAGGAUACCAUGUUUGUUGAUGUUUGAUACCUGCCGUAGGUCACAUGACUUAGCGGGUGCAUUCUGUCCACUCCAACUGAUACCUUUUGAAGCAGAGUCAUUGCCCCAUUGUGUUGUAUUUUAAUGCACUCUCCUGAUCUCUGUGGGACUGACAGUGGGUUCCUUAUUGCACAUUCUGGCAUGAGUCGGAAAACUGCAAACCUCUGAUACGUGAUGAGCACUUUUUCCCCUUGUACAUUGAUAUUGAGUAGCAAUCCCACUCUCGGGUGACCGAUGCUCUAUGGCAGUCGUGUGCAACACUGGAUACUGAUUUAAACAUCUCAACAUACUUACUCUGUAGUUAUGGGGACUUCCAACACAUUGAAACAUGUAUUUGUCCCCACAACUCGGUCUUUACUUCCUUAGCAAAAGGAAGUGUCUCCUCAACAUGGUAAAGGCCUGCUGUUCACACACACUCUAGGUUUUGUGGGUUUAAAACCAGACACCCAACAAAAAAAAAUCAGGCCACUUCACAUUUUUUAUUAGAUUGGAGGCAUUGCUUGUGGUUUAAUCAUUUCCAGAACUGCUGAAGGUGCAUAAUGAAUAGUAAAAUGGUGAAUUAAAGAUGCAUCAGCUGAAAUUCACUCACACCUCAUUAACGUCAGUGGCUUAUCUCUCUAGAAUAGUGAAGGAAGCUCACAGCAUUGUGGGUAGCAUAUUACCAUAAUCCACACAAAUACGGGUACAGUGUUUGCGCACAUAUUGUGCACAUAAAGUUUUGAACUUAGAUCACAGGCUACAUGAUAUCUAGCCAAUAACAUCUCAAUAGAGAUUAGCAAAUGCCAGCAUCCAUCUGUAGCAGUGGGUACCAGUGAAUGUUAAAGAAUACAUGUACCCCCACACACUGCAAAAUAUACCUUCGGUAUCAACAACAUACAGAAGUGUAUUUUUGAGACCUUUCUGGAGAGCCUGAUCUAUUCAUUAUCUUUGUUUACAUGUACAUAUUAAUUAAUAAUUAUUCAUACAUGUGUUAACUACAAAUCAGGAAUAUCUCUGCCUCCAACUUUGCAGGCUAAGGUGUAACAGUAAGGUCCCAUUCAAACAGGCAAGUGAUAAGCAGAGACAGCAACAGAAAUAUGAAGUGCGAUGUUUUACAUUUACACUCAUAUAAUGUGGAAACUGGUCGGUAUGUCAGGUUUUUUUUACUGGCCUUCCGUGAUAACAACAAGCACUCAGAAGAAUUGAAGACAUGACAGGGAGGCGCUCAACUUUGCCACUCAAUCCAUGAUGUAACUAAUGAGACCGCCGACUGGCCAAAAAUUUCACUGCUGUGUCUUUCAAAAACUGCACAUUUCUAUGUACAGUCGUCCUAUUCUGUGUUUUGCCCACUCUCCUUUACGUAGAAAGUUGUUAAGGUUAUCGCUUGCUGUGUAAAUAGGCCCUAAGAGUGUUACAGCUUGGCCUUUAGACAACACUUAAUAAUGUUGAUGUCACUGUAUGCACUCGGCAUCUACAGUAAAGGUGUGGCUGCCAUUGUUUUGAUACUUGUUCCUCCUCUAUGAAUGACAGGUGUCAAUUUGUGUAUCCAGCAUAGUUCAUUUGUGAAUAAAUGGUUAACGCCCCAAGUAGGUAUGUAC
Messenger RNA from Acanthaster planci (crown-of-thorns starfish), 3469 nucleotides. RefSeq names its product CXXC repeat containing interactor of PDZ3 domain (gene cript). Gene Ontology annotation, cellular component: dendrite. Gene Ontology annotation, molecular function: PDZ domain binding; microtubule binding. Lineage: Eukaryota; Metazoa; Echinodermata; Asteroidea; Valvatida; Acanthasteridae. Gene Ontology annotation, biological process: cytoplasmic microtubule organization. The record is from RefSeq and is a predicted model, not a curated record.